Molecule: messenger RNA, 1332 nt
Organism: Phytophthora sojae
Lineage: Eukaryota; Oomycota; Peronosporomycetes; Peronosporales; Peronosporaceae
Product: crn2-like protein
Exons: 1
Coding region: 1-1332 (443 amino acids)
Source: RefSeq, a predicted model, not a curated record
AUGGUGAAGCUGAGUUGCGUGAUAGUUGGCGUGCCUGGGGACCCGUUCCAGGUUGAAAUCGACGAAAUAUGUGAGCUGGUGGCGGGUUUGAAGGACGCAAUCAAGAAAGAGAAGCCAGACUCCAUCAAAUGCGAUGCAGACAAGUUGCAGCUCUUCAAGGCUGCAAAAGAGGACAGAACGUUCUCGGCGUCCGGUGCCGAAGAAGAGAAGAAGGACUUCAGAUGGCUGAAGGCUGCCUCAGACGACGUGAAGAAGUUGAAACAUGGCGAGAAGACUGCUGCAAUCGAAGCAGUAGUGCGAAAAGACCAGGUUCUUCGUGGCAAGGAAACUGUGUCGGACGUGUUGAUGGGAAUGGAGUCGCCAUCUAUAAGCCAAAUCCACGUGUUGGUGGUGCUGCCUGAGGAUUCGGAGAGCGAGGGGGGCACUUCAGCUCAACCAGCAGAGAAAGAACGGCUGCUGAAGUUCCUACGCGAGCAAGCUGCGGACAAGAAGCGCAAGCGGUACUGGCAUUCAGAGAUGGACAUGGACCAGGGAUGGGAGCUUUUGGAUGACUUCGACCUGACGGUGAAACCCGUCAGCACAGUUCACGCUGAGGCUGAUCCAGCGGAUUCCUUCAACUGGCAGAGCGACCUCGUUCAAGAUGGCCAAGAAGUUGUGCUGACCGAGGAGCAGCAGCGAGGAAGGUACCGGGAGUACGUGGAACGCAACAUCGGCGCCGUGCUCAAGGAGAACAAACUGUGUGUGACUGCCGUGGACGAAGGUGAAAAUGUCCUCAGUGUUGACGUGCCUAAGCUUGGCAUUGAGCUCCGAGGACGCACAGAUCUCCUCGUAUUGAGUGAUAUCGUAGAGGAAACCUCAGAUUAUUUGAUGCACUUGCCUGAAGUGAAGAUGCUGAUUGAAGUGAAAAGAGACGCCGAAGCGUCCGACUUCCAGGCGUUGUCAGAGCUGAUCGCCUUGGAUAUUCUCGCGGAGGACCCAGUGAUGGCUCUGCUUACCGACUUGAACCAGAGCUGGAAGUUCUUUUGGGUGUCCAAGAAGAGCGACGACUCCGACUGCAUCUGCAAAGCGACCAUCAAAUCUCCAGGCGAGGCCUUCCAGGUGAUCCGAGCGCUCUUGACGGCUUCUGCAGAGACCAAGCUCCCGUGCUUUCACCAACCUUUGAAACGAUUGAAACUAUCCCAACACCGCGGGUACAAGAACGCCGAGUGCCUCCAGCAAUACUACAAAGUCGCUGAAGUGUCAGGCCCCGACUACGAGCUGGCACGCGCUGUGGCUGAGCAUCUCGUCCGAUCGAUGCCUGGGUAUUGUUGCGCGAACGAAUCUGAGCCCUGA